This is a messenger RNA of Dentiscutata erythropus, 1217 nucleotides long. The record is from the annotation of a GenBank genome assembly. Lineage: Eukaryota; Fungi; Glomeromycota; Glomeromycetes; Diversisporales; Gigasporaceae.
AUGAGUAUAUCUUUUCCUUCAAAGCGGCAAAAAAAAACUGAAGCACUUCAAGAACUUAUUCAAAUUCGUCAUGAACUUAAAGGAAAACCAGUUUAUUUCUUUCUAAAAUUAGAUAGAUAUUUUGAAGGUAUAUUAAUGUUUGAUGCAAAAGAACAAAGAACCUAUAUUUAUAAUUUAAUAAAUGAUUGUAAAUAUGAAACAUUUUCUAAGUGGAUAAAUGGAUUGCAAAAACAUGGAUUAUUCAAAGGACAACGAUCAGCUCUUGCAACUGUUUUUUUAGAACCAAAUCCUACCAGUUUACCAAUUGCUUCAAUUUUACGAAAAACUAUUAAAGAACAAACUAAAACAAUUAUCAAUUUAAAAGAUCAAUUACAAAAAAAAAUUGAAAAAGAAGAAGAGAAGGUGUCAAAUAAAAUUGCAAAUAUUGUUCAUACAGUUACCAAAAGUGUAACAAAUAAAACUACAAAUAUUGCAGACCUUCAUUCUAUUUUUCAAGAACUUAUUCGAAUUCAAUGUUUUUACGUUGAGCAAUAUCUUUAUAUUAAUGAAUAUGAACAAAAAUCAGGAUGGCAAGACAAAAUUGCCCAACAAAUAUUAGCUAGCUUGACAGCAAAUAAAAUUUGGGGAUAUGGACGAGUAGGAUUUUUCUCUCAUAAUUCUUUUAAAAUUCAAAAAGAUCUUCUUUGGAGUCAGCAUGAAAAUUGUUAUGUUGGUUAUUUAAAUUUUGAAGAUGAAAUGCAAGAUUAUCAAACAUUUGCAAUACAGUGUCAACAAGAAAUCGAAUUAUCAACAAAAAGUAAUUUCUUAUCUAAUUCUAUAUCCGAAGAACCUAAACGUGAACUUGCAACUCAAGUUCAUCAAGUCAUUUGGCAUUCAGCAACUUUGACGGCAAAAUUAAAAUGCCUUGGCAUAUAUACCUAUGGCUCAAUUUGUGACGGUGCUGGAGAAAACAGAACUCAUAUUAAAAGUUUUGAUUGGUAUGCCUCAACCUGGUCAUUAGGUGAUAUCGUAGAAGUUGAUUUUAAUAAAAAAUUUUAUUCUGCUGAAAUUGUAAAUUUUAAUCAUGAUCGAACACAAUUUUCUAUGCAUUAUCUUAAUUGUGGUAGUUCAAAAACAAUUACAGUUGAUCGAGCACUUAUUCGUUCUCCGAUGACUAAAAAAUCAAAGUGGAAUUUUAAUGAAAUAUGUGAAUUUAAAAAUCCACAGGACAACCAAUA